CGCCUUUGAAACAGGCACCGAAGAGUUCCAUCUCUUUAUGUUCCUGCGUUAACGUCGACAAGACCCGCGGCCCGUCUUGUGCCCGCGAAAUGCUAACGUAAACAAACAGUUAUUAGCUAGCUAGCAAGUCAUUUCCCCCGUUAACGUCCGACAGAGUUCUGCUUCAGUGUGUUUAAUGUCGUUUAUAUGUGAAUAUCACAACACACCGAACGUGGAGAAACGUGACCGAUUACGUAACGUGUCAAGGGAGUAAUUUGCUCCACCGGCUGCUGCUGCUGGGCGUCGACCUGCAGUCCCGCUUUAGUAAAAUAUUUCAUAUAAGAAGAAAAAAAGACGACAACACUGCACAUUCCCUGCUGACCCUUUGCCUCGCAUGUUUCAAGACGGCGUCGAGCUGACGGCGACAACAGUCUUGGCACAGCUGGGAAGGUAGCGAGAGGCCAUAGACGGACCCUGAUCAUGGCUUCAGUCCAUCACCAAGGUUACCCUCUCAGGAACUCACUGUACUGGGAUGAAACAGAGUAUCUAAACUACUAUGGGAUGCUGUCUCUCCAUGAGGUCUUUGAAAUAGUUGGUUCUCAGCUGACAGAGACUGACAUUGAAGUGCUCUCAUUCCUUUUGAAUGAAGCCUAUUCUGCACCACACCCUCUCAAUCCAGCAGGCUGGACAGUUGAGCCCUGCGAGGGCGAUCCAGAUGACAUGGGAGUGUCCCCGAGUCCUGAGCUACUUAAGGCCUGGAGGCGUUUAAAGCCUCAGGCCCCCCAGCACGCCUUAGUGGUCUCACAUAAGCCCGAGACUGGCCUUGAGCUUUUGCUAGAGCUAGAGAGGCGAGGAUACCUCAGUGAUAGCAACCUGGAGCCACUGCUGCAGCUACUAAGAGUCCUCACCCGACAUGAUCUGCUGCCUUUAGUGUCCCACAAGAAAAGGAGGGCAGUAUCCCCAGAGAGAACCGGACGGGGGUACACAACAGAGAACAGAGACUUGUUCUGCGUCUCUGGAAUGCGACACAGCUGUAGGCAGACAGAAUUUCCAUAUUUUGCACAGCAAUUGAGAACCGGUAUUUACCCUCCCAUGCCUGGGCCUCCCGCUAGGAGGAGGAAGAAAAGGGGAAAUGGCUGGAGCCGUAGGUCCAAGAGAACAAGCAGACAGGGGCAGCCGCCGCCUCCACCACCACCACCGCCACAUAUUAUGUCCUGCAAUGUCCGCCUGCGCGUCCGGGCUGAAUAUCUGGAGCAUGAGUCAGCACUCCGCGGAAGCGUCUCCUCGGACAAGCGUCAGCCGCUAGAGCGGCAGUUUGAGUUGUUCAGCCAAGCCAGCUCACUGCUGCAUUCCAGAGACUUGGGUUCCAUUGUCUGCGACAUCCGGUUCACGGAGCUGGAAAACCUGGAGGCCUUCUGGAGUGAUUACCUGAGUGGAGCUCUGCUGGAGGCCCUGAAGGGCGUCUUCAUCACAGACUCACUGAGGAUGGCAGCCGGCAUGGAGGGCGUCUGCCUGCUGAUCAGUGUGGACCAGGAUGACUAUGAGGAGGGCCGAAAGCUGCUGGGAGCCAGGAAAGGGCUCUCAUCCGGUAAUGGUGGGCGCACAGGGACUCACUGGGCGUUGUAGGCUGACAAGUCUAUUUUGGGUCUAUUAUAUUAACUGUGAAUAACAGAUUUGUAAGGAAUAAGUUACAGUUACAGGCACAGUUGGAACCACUCUACGGCCCUCCUUUUUGCAGUUGCAAUUUCUAUAACAACCACUAGAUGACAGCACCAACCAUUAAUUGUUUGUGUUCAAAAUAGGCCCUAAAUUUUCAAAAUAGUCCAUUUGUACUUGAAACAUUUCCAUUAUUUGUUCUUUUCCUUUGGCUCCGUGCACAGGGGCUAUUUUGUAGGACCAGGAUGAAUCAGGAUAUAUCAAGAUUUUUCUUCUUAGUCUCAGAACAGGAGCCGGCAAGCGUGUGCCACAAGAUCAAGUGGUAAGCCCCUCCUAACAUGAUAAAUGUAAAUUAUAAAUGAGGAUAAGACACUUGGGCUGCCACGAAUUAAAAGAAAAAUACUAUGUAGUGUUGACAGAUUCACAUGCUCAUAGUUGAGACUGCAGGCGCACACACCCACACACAAACAUACUUCAUGGGCCACAAUAAUACAAAUCGUGUGUUUAUUGCACGAGUGCAAUUUCCACAUUGGCUUGUGAAAAUGUUUAAAAAUGUAAACUGACUACUAUACCCACAAAUAAUACUUAUUGAGUUGUACGUGCAAACUAAUGUUAAAUGUAACCGGCACUGAUACCAGGCUUAUUAAAACUGAUUCCAAAAAACUAGAAGCCUGCCAGGAAAAGUUUCUGAUUGUUGAAAAAUGUGUGAUAUUUUGAGCACAAAUACAAAAGUGGGCUGCUCUCAGUAUGAAAUUGACCUUUGGUCUAACUUUGGAGAGCCUAGUCCACAUAAAAAAAACCUUGAUAACAAAUACUAGCCCUGUGUACCACGAUAACCCAGCUUGUGAUUGCCGUGGUCAGUGGAUACGGCAGUUGCCGGUAGAUGACAGCAGUGAUUAGGGCUAGGCCUCAGCAGACCAUAGAGGAUUCAUCAUCACAAGCUUGUCAACAGCAACUCGGAUAAUGCAAUGGUGGCUUGUGUCCAGGCUUCCAGUGAGGCCCCAGCAAGUGCUUCUCUCAGCAAGUAAAGCACAGGACAGUGCGUCGGUCAAUAGAAGUGAUGUUGGGAAGAUCAAAAUCAAAAGUGCACAUCCCAGCUCCACUCAGCCCUGCGAUGUAGGCCCAGUAGAGUGGCUCACAGACAGCUGUCUAGUCACCCUGCUGGAACUAAUGCCUGGACUUCACUCAUAGAAGACGAUCAAUAAGGCCCCUCACCCUUAAGUCCCUUCAUACAGGCAUGACUUAAGCAGACAGACUUGCUACUGUCUGAAGUGCAGGGCCCUUCUGGGCUGGGCAGUGGGAGGGACAAUAGACAUAUUUCAAGUUAACUUUUGGGUUUUUGGUAAAUUAAUUUGUUAACGUGUGUCUGUGUUGUCCAUGGGAGAAAAAUAACUUAAUUCAGGAGAACAUUUGUUAAGAAAACUUGCUUUUGGAAUAGCAAUUAUUUUUUGUGGAAAUCAUUGAAAUUAUUUCUGGUGAAUAAUAAAGGUUUGAUGGCCUAAA
This is a messenger RNA of Scophthalmus maximus (turbot), 3138 nucleotides long. It is a transcript of the gene dedd2, whose product is annotated as death effector domain-containing 1. The record is from RefSeq and is a predicted model, not a curated record. Gene Ontology annotation, cellular component: nucleolus. The coding region runs from base 460 to 1605 and encodes 381 amino acids. Gene Ontology annotation, molecular function: protein binding; DNA binding. Gene Ontology annotation, biological process: regulation of apoptotic process; extrinsic apoptotic signaling pathway via death domain receptors; apoptotic process. The transcript has 6 exons. NCBI's taxonomy places the organism in Eukaryota, Metazoa, Chordata, Actinopteri, Pleuronectiformes, Scophthalmidae.